Messenger RNA from Pantherophis guttatus, 4211 nucleotides. NCBI's taxonomy places the organism in Eukaryota, Metazoa, Chordata, Lepidosauria, Squamata, Colubridae. The record is from RefSeq and is a predicted model, not a curated record.
AUGAAGAAAGGGAUUCUGGUGGAUGCAAUCAAGUCCCAGAAGUUUCUGCUGUUGUUGCUUCUGGUUCUGCUGUCCAGUGCAACUGGUGGCAGAAAAUGUCUCCUGAAUUUCAUCAAGGACAAGAAUGCUGUGUACACUUACUAUCAGUCAGGAGAUUUCAACAUUGGUGGAAUUAGUUCCGCAACAACACUUAAGUUCAAGCCAGUUGUCUUCUAUAUGUCUCCCAUCACUAGGCUUGUGGGGGCGGGUCCAUUUAUCUUCUGGUUUCUCCUGUCCUUCUUCUUUGCCACCAAGGAGAUCAACCAAAACCCCAAGCUCCUACCCAAUGUCACUCUGGGCUACAACUUCUAUGAUAAUUAUCAUGAGGCUGGGAUGACCUACGAUGCCAUGGCAGACCUCCUCUCAACUGGGGAAGCAAGUGUUCCCAACUACAGCUGUGGAAGAGCAAGCAAUCUCUUGGUAGUGAUUGAAGGAGUGGAGUCGGAAGCUUCCAGUCAGAUUUCAAUCAUGUCCAGCAUCUACAAAAUCCCACAGGUCAGCUACGGUUUUGUUUCUGGAGCUCUGAGUGAUAACAUCCAGUUCCCAUUUGUCUAUCGGAUGGUCCCCAAAGAAGAACAUGUGUACCAUAUGAUUGCCAAAUUACUCCAGCAUUUUGGGUGGAACUGGAUCAUGAUCUCUAGGAUAUAUAGGAUCCCCAUUGUGGGGAAAAUCUGGAUCACAACAGCUUUGUGGGACCUCACGUUGAAUUUUAAUUAUGACCUUUUCAUUGACAAGCAAAUCCAUGGCUUUUUCUCUUUUGUAUGUCAUCAGGAGAAAAAGAUUAGCAAUGACAAUUUUCAAACAUUUUUUGAUACUAUGAACGAAUUUGGACUGGCAGCCUUUGAAUGCUUGCUUUCAAAGCCCGCAUUGUCAGUCAAAUGGAGGAGAAGAUGCAAGAAGCAGAAGAUUCUGGAGGUCCCAAGUGAAGAGUUUGUGGACAACAUUUUUUCCAUGGACAGCUACCGCAUUUCGAGUCUUGUGCAGGCUGUGGCGAAGGCCAUCGAUAGGGCCCUGUCUUGGAGAACCCACAGGAUAAGACCUGGAGGUGAAAAUGGGCUGAGAUCUCACAGUAUUCCAGCAUGGCAGCUUCACUCUUUUCUGGGAAACACCAAGUUCUACAACUCCUCUCUGGAAGGCGUGUAUUUGGAUGAGAAAGGGGAGUUGAGUGCCAGUUUUGAUAUUGUGAAAUGGGAGACCUUCUCGAACCAAUCUACCCGGGCCACCAAGUUUGGAGAAAUACGCAGACAUUGGAGCUCCUCAGAGACCAAUUUCAUCUUUGAUCAGGAGAGGUGGUCCAGGCAUUUUAGCCAGACAUUUCGUCAUUCCAGGUGUACUGGAAGAUGUCGUCCCGGAGAAGCCAAAAUGGUAUUGGAGGGGGAACCGCUUUGCUGCUAUGGCUGUUCCUUGUGUGCAGAAGGGACCAUCUCGACUCAGGAAGAUGCAGAUUAUUGCAGCAAGUGUCCUGCUGAUCAGCAUCCAAAUAACGCCCAAGUUCAAUGUCUCCCCAAGAUCCAAACCUUCCUGUCCUACAAAGACUAUCUAGGGAUCAUCCUGACUUCCCUUGCCCUCUUCUUCUGCUUAAUCACAGCCUUUGUGUUAAUCAUCUUCAUUAAAUUCCUGGAAACUCCUUUGGUCAAAGCCAACAAUCAAGACCUCUCUUUUGUCCUCCUCAUCUCCCUCCUUCUUUCUUUCUCGUCCUCCUUCUUAUUCAUUGGUCAGCCAAGGACUACCACUUGCCUCCUCCGACAAACUGCCUUUAGCAUCAUCUUCUCGGUUGCCGUCUCUUCUGUUUUGGCCAAAACGGUCACGGUGGUGCUGGCCUUCUUGGCAACAAAGCCAGGGAGCAAGGCAAGGAAGUGGCUGGGGAAGAGCUUGGCCAACUCCAUUAUUAUUUCUUGUUCUGGCAUCCAAAUGAUCAUCUGCACAUUCUGGCUAGGAACCUCUCCUCCAUUUCCUGAGUCUGAUAUGCAGUCCCAGUCUGGAGAGAUCAUCCUGCAAUGCAACGAAGGCUCCGUCGCCAUGUUUUAUGGUGCCCUUAGCUACAUGGGCUUCCAAGCUGCUGUCUGCUUUGUGGUGGCUUUCCUGGCCAGGAACCUCCCUGGGGCCUUCAACGAAGCCAAGCUGAUCACCUUCAGCAUGCUGGUCUUCUGCAGCGUCUGGAUCUCCUUUGUGCCCACCUACCUGAGCACCAAGGGGAAAUACAUGGUGGCCGUGCAGGUCUUCUCCAUCUUGUCCUCCAGUGCCGGCUUAUUGGGCUGCAUCUUCAUUCCCAAAUGCUACAUUAUCGUUUUAAGACCAGACCUGAAUACAAAAGAGCAGCUAACAGCAAGAACAGAAAUUGGCUUGAAAGCAAAGGCUAAAUAACUGCAGUGGGCUUACUGCUUGAUGUGUGUUAAUUUAACAAUUUAAUUUCUGCUAGAUAUGCAUUAUUGUACUUGUGAAUGUGGAGAUGUAGAUUUGGUUUGCAGAUUGCUAAAAGGAAUCAUUGUUUCACUCUCUGCAAGCCAUUGUAGCAGCUGCUUUUUUCCCCAUUGGGGCAUCAGGGGGAACCAUGCUGAAGUUACCAUUCCAGAAAACUUAUAUGGGUCACUCUUCCCACACUCAGCAAAAUCUACACCAUUGGAGAAAAUUUUGAGCAGCAAAGACAAGGCAUAUUUUUCAGGCUAUUCCAUGGGAGUUGAAACCAAAAGUACAGGAGAAAUCACCAAGGCUGGAAAAGAAAUGAGCUUUCUUAGAAACAUCACUCAUGAAGAGCAGGUCAAUAUUUCAGCACAGACCUAUUUGAGAAAAAGACCCUCCAGUUUCCCCUAUUUUGGAAAAGAGGUUGAAACGACUCAUUUUUAAUUUGCCAUUAUGAAUUCACUCAUGAAUCAGGGCAGGAGUUUUGCAUAUUCCCUUUCCAAGAUUGUUUAUCAUAGCUAUUCAUUCCAUGUUAUUAACGCUGAUGUCAGGAUUCCAAAUAACACCCCCAACCAAGUAUAAGACUCCGAGGCAGGCAUUUCUUCAAACUUCCAUUUUAUUGGAGAUGUCAUAUUGGCACAUCUGAGAAAACCCGAAUCUGAAGUCUCCCGGGUUUUCCCCACCCAAAGGAAAGUCAAAGUACCCUUCCCCUGCACCCAUAUGUCCAUCACAUGUUCCAAUCAAGCCACCUGCCUAAUCAGAGUAGCUUCCCAGUCAUGCCUCUCCAGGUGCAGGUUGAACGUCCUUGACUCCCAGUGAAAGAAUGUUGUUGUUGUUAUGGCUAUACAUCUCACACCAUCGCCAGCCAACCCCCUCCCAGUUCCCACAGCAUGCCCAUCCUCCAUGUGUGGCAGCCCUGAAGAUCCAAAGAAAAGAUGGCCUCCAGGGGUGACAGCUGAUUAAUGAAAUCUUGCUUCUCGGGGCAUCUGCUGCUAUUAGCAAUUUGAGAUAUAAACCUAAUGUCAGGUAUGCUUCCUUCAGUAUCCAGGAAAGAAAACCCCAAAUCAAGCAUUUUGAAGAAUCUGGUACUUUUACUGAAUAUGAAAAGAUUAACAUCCCAGUGAAAAGCUGGAAGUGAUCAAAACGCGUGAAAUGCAUCUACUAAGCUUCUUCCCCCCCUCGUGUUUAUAGUUUCUCAGCCAAUCUAAAGGUCUUCCAAAGGUCAGGUGGCAACACGUCUGGCAGCGUCAUCCAUCAGGAAUGUCGAGACAGUUGGUCGGCCAUCCCCUUCUGAAAUCCAGUUUCGAUUCCCACGAAGUCCCCUCCUACAAAGACAAACCCCCUCCUGCUCUCUUCCCCCCCUUUGCUCCAUACCUAAUCCCUCCCCGUUUCUUAUGGCAGCUAAAGCAGGAAAGCUGAUGCUGACAUUCGGCCCCUCUUGCAGAAGAGACGUUAGUCCUAAUUAAAAGGAAAAAGAGAAAGAGAAACAGAAUAUAUACAAUGAUCAAGGUUUAUCAGGGUAUUUGGCAUAGAACUGUUGUACUUUCUUGGGAGCUCGGACAUCCCGUUUAUUUACCCAUUCAGCCUGAGAUAGUGGAAAAUGUUUCCAGGCAAUCAGAUAUUGGACUUUACCAUGGUGUUUUCUAGAGUCCAAGAUUUCCUUAACCUCAAAAUGUUGCUCCCCUUCUACGAGGAUGGGAAUUGGAGGGUUGCUAUGAUCAACCCUUAGGGGAGAUGAGUGUUCAGGUUUCAAUAAACUAACAUGAAAUACA